Plasmopara halstedii is the source of this 486-nucleotide messenger RNA. RefSeq lists its product as uncharacterized. Bases 1 to 486 code for a protein of 161 amino acids. The record is from RefSeq and is a predicted model, not a curated record. Lineage: Eukaryota; Oomycota; Peronosporomycetes; Peronosporales; Peronosporaceae. The transcript has 3 exons.
AUGGCGCUGAUCCAACGAGGUGGACCUUUUUUACGAGCAAGGCACAAAGAUCCUAAUCAAAACCGUCUUCAGGAAGACCAACCAUACAAUUCAUACCGCUCGAGUGUCAUAUCUCAGCAGGAGCCGAAACUAGCAGCGAGAUUUUUAUUCUCAAAUACGUUUUCGUACAUGCUCUAUUUGCAUUUGCGAUUACUACCAUGGGAUACAACCCCCUUCGUUGUGUCAUCCUGCGUACCCGUGCUGCAGUACAGCAAGCCUUCAGAUAACUUACAGAGGUAUAAACACAGUUUUGGACGGUUGGAAACAGCUUUUCGACCGGGCGACGCGAAAGCGUGUCCGCUCUCACAUACAACGUACUCUACCUCAAGGUUAUACUUGACAAUUAAAGACAAUCAAUUAGCCAUUUUGCGAGAGAAGUAUGGCGAUGACAGACGAAGACCGAAGCAUCACAGACGACGUCAAAGGUCGCUGGUCGCUUUGGAUUAG